Molecule: messenger RNA, 5394 nt
Organism: Cydia amplana
Lineage: Eukaryota; Metazoa; Arthropoda; Insecta; Lepidoptera; Tortricidae
Gene: dnc
Product: 3',5'-cyclic-AMP phosphodiesterase
Exons: 12
Coding region: 844-2916 (690 amino acids)
Biological process (GO): signal transduction
Cellular component (GO): cytosol; perinuclear region of cytoplasm; nucleus
Molecular function (GO): 3',5'-cyclic-AMP phosphodiesterase activity
Source: RefSeq, a predicted model, not a curated record
AACAAUGAAUAUCCAUUAUUGUUUCUUAUAUAUAUAGAAGUGUUAAAACUGGACAGUGUUAAAACUGAACAUAAAAAGCCUACCUUUCUCCCUUUCAUCCCUUCUCCGAUUCUAUUAAUCCUCAAGACAUAUUUCCCUUCCUUCCCUGCGUCUGUUUUUACUUGUUGAUUCGACUGACAUAUCACUUUAAAGCUAACUUCGAAGACUGACUUGUUAUACAUAUUUCACUGUUAUAUAAAGUGCCAAACAUUGGAGUAGGUACGCGUUGAGUGCAUUGAUGGUGAUUGCCGCGAGUGAGUCGCGCGAUUGUAUGCGCAUGAGUGGGUCGGUUCGGAGGGUGGCUCGGUGUGUUGCUCGUGCGUCGACGGCAGCACGGUGGUCGGAGGCGGGGUGUUCCGUUGCUGCGUGCCCUGGUGCGGGGCGCGCGCGGCGGCGUCCGUCGAUGACGCCGACUACGCGCUGCGCGGAGAAAGUCCGCCCACUCCUCUUGAAGAAUACGUUGCUCCAGAACCAGUAAUAAGCUCACCGAGACCUCUCGGCCAACAGUCGCCCCUUCCUGGAAUCGAAGAGGAAGACGACUCAGAUUGGCCACUCGAAGACGCGACAGACGCGACUCUCACACCGUCUUACAAAAGCACCAGAAGCAGUACAGAUACAGUUUAUACUUCUUCGAGAAGUUCGGGCAAGAAGCGAUUCGGGAGUCCUUCCGCAGUAAAGAUAUGCAUUUCGGCUGCUGCUAGGAAGUCGGGAAAAGCGCGUAAGCGUGGGGGGGGCGUGGGCACCGUGUCGCCGUCCGCGCCGCCGGCUCAGCAGGGCGAGGAGGCGCCCGCGCCACACGGCAGGAUGCAGGCGGAGCAAGGCAGCAUCGGCGAGCUGCAGAAGUACCAUGGCAGAUACCUCAAGAGCCGCCGACACACGCUCGCUAAUGUUCGCUUUGAUGUGGAGAAUGGCGCCGCGGGAGGGGGCGCGGGGGGCGCGCGCUCCCCGCUCGAGGGGGGCUCCCCCUCCGCCGCCCUCGUGCUCCAGGCCAUGCCGCAGCGCCGCGAGUCCUUCCUAUACCGCUCAGACUCGGAUUUCGAGAUGUCACCCAAGUCUAUGUCGAGAAAUAGUUCGAUAGCCAGCGAAAGUAGUACACAGCAAAUAUCCCCUGUGGUUAGCCGAAGAAGAAAGCUUGAAAAAUUGCCUACAGAAGGGGUUGAUAAUGUGAAAUCAUUCAAGGAGUCCGAGGCGGCGCAACUGGACAGAGCUCAUGGAGAAGACCUGAUCGUGACGCCGUUCGCGCAGGUGCUGGCGAGCCUGCGGAGCGUGCGCACCAACUUCCUAUCCCUCACCAAUGUGCCAGUGUCCAAGUCUCGGAGAUCCUCCGGCGCGGCGACGGCUGUCACGCCUCAACCGAAGAACCUCAACCCUGGAGACGAGGCAUACAUGAAGCUUGCUUUGGAAACGGUGGAAGAGCUGGACUGGUGCCUGGACCAACUGGAGACGAUACAAACUCACCGCUCCGUGUCUGAUAUGGCCUCACUUAAGUUCAAACGGAUGCUGAACAAGGAGCUGAGCCACUUCUCGGAGUCCAGCAAAUCCGGAAACAUGAUCUCCGAGUACAUCUGCACCACUUUCUUAGAUAAGCAACAAGAGAUUGACUUACCGUCUUUACAAGUGGAGGAGGCAUCUGAGAGGACCAAGAAGAAGGAGAAGCCCCGCCCUGGCGGCCCGGCGACCACUAUGUCACAGAUCACUGGCGUGAAGAGGACGUUGACACACACAAAUAGUUUCACCGGAGAACGCGUGCCGCGGUAUGGCGUGGAAACGCCCCACGAGGAAGAACUCGGCAGGUGCCUCAGUGAGCUCGACCGCUGGGGUGUAGAUAUCUUCCGAAUUGGAGACUUGUCAUGCGGCCGACCUCUUACCGCCGUCGCCUACGCUGCUUUCAAUACGAGAGAGCUGCUGACUACACUACAGAUCCCGGCACGCACGUUCCUCGCGUUUGCAGUAACCCUCGAGGAACACUACAUCCGUGACAACCCCUUCCACAACUCGCUGCACGCAGCUGACGUCACGCAGUCCACUAACGUGCUCCUCAACACGCCCGCCCUCGACGCCGUGUUUACUCCCGUCGAGGUGUGCGCGGCCCUAUUCGCCGCCUGUGUCCACGACGUCGACCACCCCGGCCUCACCAACCAAUUCCUAGUCAAUUCCAGUUCGGAACUCGCACUCAUGUACAAUGACGAGUCCGUCCUAGAAAACCACCACCUCGCCGUCGCGUUCAAGUUGCUACAGAACGAAGGUUGCGACAUAUUCGUUAACCUUCACAAGAAGCAGAGACAGACGCUCAGAAAAAUGGUUAUAGACAUGGUGCUCUCGACGGACAUGUCGAAACACAUGAGCCUCCUGGCCGAUCUGAAAACCAUGGUGGAGACUAAGAAAGUUGCCGGUAGUGGCGUGUUAUUGCUGGACAAUUACACGGACAGAAUACAGGUGUUAGAGAAUCUCGUACAUUGUGCCGAUCUAAGCAAUCCCACAAAGCCUCUACCUCUUUACAAGAGGUGGGUGGCGCUGCUCAUGGAGGAGUUCUUUCAACAGGGCGACCGUGAGAGAGAACACGGAAUGGAUAUCAGUCCCAUGUGCGACAGGCACAAUUCUACGAUAGAGAAGAGUCAGGUCGGAUUCAUCGACUACAUUGUGCAUCCACUAUGGGAGACGUGGGCGGACCUGGUACACCCCGACGCACAAGACAUCUUGGACACAUUGGAGGAGAACCGAGACUACUACCAGAGCAUGAUCCCGCCUUCACCCCCGCCUGCGCCCGCGCAGUCGCAUGCAGAUGACGAUCGCCCAGAACAAAUACGGUUUCAAGUAACACUGGAGGAGGGUGAAGGCUCAGAAGAUUGCGAGGGCGAGGGCGACGGUGGGAUGUGACGGAAACUACUCGGAAUCUGUAAGAAACUCUCCGAGAAGAUGCAGGUUUGGUGGAAGCUGUGGCAGUAGCCGACGGAGACGGAGUGGCGGCCGCGACGCGAGUGGCGAGUUGCACACGCCCGGCCCGGGCCCGGCGGCGGCGCGCGGCGCCCGUCGGAUCGGAUAACAAUAAUGUAAACACUUGUUGACGCUUACGUCGAAAUGGAACGACCUCCGGGUCCGUCGUAACAUUUCGACCAUGAUUAUUUAUAUGUGAUUAUUAUGCAAUGUUAAAUUAGAGUUACCUAACGACUAAAUAAUAUGUCCCUCCAAUGACUGUAACAUUCGAUCGUGUAGUGUUUUUACUGUUGUUUUGUUUUAUCUAACCAAAGAUGUGUAAAAUUCGAUUCCCUAAGUUUAACAGAAGCAUUCAGAUCCCCUGUAAGUAGUUAGUUUUCGUUUGAAAUAAAGUUGGUAUAAAAUAAGUAGAUUUAAUCGUCGCCUCGCCGACGCGGAGCGACUAAGUUAGGACAUUGAAAACGCUUAUUAAUUGGUAUGAAAGGGUAAUUUAUAUUGUCAUAUCAUCCACGUUUCUCAUAUUUAAUACGGGUUUGCGAUAAUGAUGUUAUUCACCAAAAUAUAUUAACGUAAUAGGUACCUAUCGUAAAUUAUAAUCUAUUUUAAGGUAAAUUUUAAAAAUUGCCUUUCGGAGUUGUUGUUGUGUCUUUUUCUGAAUAUUUGAUAUUCGGCCAGCGGUCGCAGAGGCGGCCGCUCGACGGGUAGCAUCACUCCUACUAGCACCUCAUUUCGUGUAAGGAUCGCUGGCGAUACCUUUUCAUUUUUCUUUUAGCAUAAUGUACUUUUAUGUGACUUAGGUAUUUUAUCCCUUUUACCCAUAAUGUUGUCAUGAAUCUUAUGGUAAAAGUUUUGUGUAAGUAUGCAACUAACGGCUUGAAGUGUUUGAUUCAAAUGUUAAAUACCUACUAACAAGAGUGGUUUGCGACUAAGUUUUCUCUCGAAUCAUCAGUACAAGUGUUUACAGAAGUACCUAAUUAACUAAGUGUGUGAACGGUAGCGGCGAAGGCCGGGUCUUGCAAUAGUACAUGCUAAGUGUGCCCUGUCUUGGGGCACUUUCAUUCGUGUUCUCACUUCGCACAACAAUCAUACCUACUUUAAGUUUGUAUAAUAAUCUCUGAUAUACUUACUUCAAAAUUCAUUCGCAUUAAGAAAGUAUUUCCUGAGCGUAAGCAGCUACAAUCACAGAAUGCGCCAGGAAUAUAUUUUGUUAGCGCAGGUGAAAAUCUUGUUUCAUAUGUAUUAAUGUUCCAUCGCCUGCAGAUCUGACUUGGACGUAACUCGUAAGCCGGCGUAGCCCACAAUAUAAGUAACAUGUACCUACAUUGUCGUUAGUCACAGUAUCCUUGUCAUAGAAGUCUACCUACGAUUAUAACUGGUACUCUCAGCAUUUCAAACACGGGGGUGCGAUUACUUAAUCAAAUGUACCUUUAAGGAUGUCUGUAUGCCAUUAUAUCCAUGUUAAUGUAAAUUCUCUUAGUUUAUUUACGAUUACGAGCUGGUCUCUAUACUUUCAUGUACUCAAAAGAUAUUUCGAUUAAUUAUGAUUUAGUUCCUUGCACUUUAUUUUAUUAUUCCUAGUAUCUCAGUAUGAGUAUUAUUAUGUUUUAUAAAUGCAGGUCAUUUUCUCACCCAUCAUUCAUCAGAGUCAAGAAUGAAGGUCCAAUGUACAUUAUUUUCGUAGGUAAAGUAAGAUUUACGGCGAUCAGAAAGUUAUGGAAUUUCUUAUGUGAAAUCGCCAAUGAUGUCUUCGAAAUGUCUGAUUUUGGAAGCAUAAUUUAGGAUCAGUAUGUCGAGUCAACACUCGCAUAAGAAAAAUUAAAACGCUUAACUACUGUGUGUUAUAAUAGAAAGAUUACGCUUAGAACCAUUUGUUUUCUAAUGUACCUAUGUAUUUGUAACAAAAUUGUGUUGAAUAAAAUGUUCGUACUACCAGUAGAUCUGUGUAUAACGUACGUACCCAAUCUUGCGUAGUUCGACUCGUAAAACAUAGCAAAGGAGUAUAACUCUACUGAACGGAAAAUCUUUUUUGAAAUAUUAAAAUACUGUGUAAUUUUCAUCACAAGCUAUUGUAUGUUAGAUUCGAUACGCUUAAAUGCAUGGUACUCGAGAUUUUGUAGUGAAUUUACAGAGUCUGUAGUCUUAUGGUAUACCCCUGAACAAAUGUUUUUAUGUACUCGCCUCCCUACUAAAUGUGACAGUAGGUACUCUUGUGUGUUUUACUGUAACUACGGUUAAGAUUGGAUAAUACCUAGAUAAAAUUAUUAUUAAUAACAAGUUAAAGUGUGCAAUGCUGGACAUUUGCAUUACUUAUUAUUUAUGUUUAAAAUAAAAAAAUAGCUUGUAAUAGUUUAAAUGACUAUUUGAGUUGGACUAAAGAAUAUUAAUGUAUUUAGAAUAAAAAGAUAUGGGAGAAAACUCAAA